AAAGUUUUAUCUCCCUCUUCAGGUAAAGUCUUCAAGUGUCUGCUGACGUCACACUCAGGGAUAGGCUGUGUCACGUGGUACAACUUUCCAAACCUAUGUGUGUUUCCCGAAAAAAAAGUGUAGAGGAACAAAAACCCUUUGAUAGUGGAAAAGGCCUUUGAAUUCACAUUCAUCCAAUGAAGUUUUACGCACUGAACUCGAGGCCAAUGUAAGUCUUAGCUGAGUGACUGCGUGUGAAAGGGAUAAUUGCAUUCCUCACUCGGCCUUGUGCCUGAAACAUGCUCCACUACAACGAUGUUUCCAGAGGCUCGCUUCCGAGUCUUCACGGCUUGGCUGAUCACAGGACAUCUGAGUCUUUAAGCUCCGAACCACUUCCACCACCUCCCCUACCGGACCAACCACCAGUAGGCCCAGAGUUUGAUCCCAACGGAAGCGACAACGAGGACUCUGCCAUCGACAUCAAACCCGUCCACCGCUUCAUCCCAGACUCAUGGAAGAACUUCUUCAGGUCCAGCAGCAGAAGCAGCAAGUUGAAGUCAAUGUUGGGGUCGAGCAGCAAGAACGCCACCACUGACGGCGUUCGCUGUUCUCCUCCGCAGUCUCCGUCACUUCCCGGCUCGUACCGCGACCAGUACGGUGGAUCCGGAGGAAGUUAUAACUCGCGUAAAGAGCGUGAGGCAAUGCUGUUGGGCAACCCUGUGGAAUCCUUUGACGGCCAUACAGUGCACACAGCUUUGACAUACAGUGAAAAAGUCGAGGAAUACAACCAGCGCUACUCCUACAUGAAGUCUUGGGCUGGACUUUUACGUAUUCUUGGUUGCGUUGAGCUGCUUCUGGGGGCGGCGAUUUUUGCAUGCGUAUGUGCUUACAUUCAUAAAGACAAUGAAUGGUAUAACAUGUUCGGAUACUCGUCACCUGGUGGGUUUUCUGGAGGAGGUUACGGUGGUUCUUAUGGAGGCUCUUAUGGAGGCGGUUAUGGCAAUACCUACUACACCGGACCCAAGACGCCAUUCAUCCUGGUGGUGGCGGGAUUGGCAUGGAUAGUGACUGUUAUCAUGCUUGUCUUGGGAAUGACCAUGUAUUAUCGAACUAUCCUUUUAGACUCAAAUUGGUGGCCCUUAACGGAGUUCUUCAUAAACCUGGCUCUUGCGCUCCUGUUUUUGGCAGCUGGUUGCGUGUACGUGAAUGACACUCUACGAGGUGGACUCUGCAGCUAUCCGGUCUUCAAUAAUGGCAUUAAUGGCGCUUUCUGUCGCACUGAGGCUGGACAGACAGCGGCUAUCAUUUUCCUGUUCUUCACCAUGAUCGUGUACUUGAUCGGAGCCAUAGUCUGUCUGAAAAUGUGGCGGCACGAGGCAGCUCGGCGACUACGAGAACGGAAUGGGCACGAGAUGCUGCCAAGAGAUUCUCCUGCUGAUGUGCAUUUGGUUGUUGAUGGACCAAGGGAGCCAAUGUCUGUCUCAGCGCCAGUACAUCACACACACGCUGCCGCCCCUGCCGUCUCCAAGCCCAAAAUUGUGAAAGGGUAUAUUCCAGCUGGACACACUCCUAAACCUGUGAUCAUGCCAGACUACAUCGCUAAAUAUCCUGCCAUUCGAACCGACGAGCAGCGGGACCAAUAUAAAGCCGUGUUUAAUGACCAAUAUUCUGAGUAUAAAGAGCUCCAUGCAGAAGUUCAAGUGAUACUGAAGAAGUUUGAUGAAAUGGAUGUAAUGAUGCAGAAUUUACCGCAAAACCCCACCAAUCACAUGGAGCGUGAACGCAUCAACAAAAUCCUGCAGGAAUAUCAGCGAAAGAAGAUGGAUCCCUCAUUUCUAGAGAAGAAGGAAAGAUGCGAGUAUCUGAAGAACAAACUCUCCCAUAUCAAGCAGAGGAUUCACGAGUAUGACAAAGUCAUGGGCUGGAACGAUGGUUACGACUCAUUCUUUAUGUUUAGAACAUCAGUGCGCGAGAACACUUCAGCAAACAGAAUGUCUUCGAAGCCGAACGGGAGUCCUCCGCCCUAUGAUUAUCAUACUGAAGAUGGAUAUAAUGUUGCUGCCUCUCAGCCUGCGUACUCGUACUACCCCGACGAUGAGUUCCAGCAUUUCUACCGCUGGACGUCUCCGCCGGGCAUCAUAAAGAUCAUGUGUGUGAUGUCGGUCAUCCUCUGCGUGGGCAUCUUCGUAUGCGUGGCCUCCACGCUGGCCUGGGAUACAGAUGGUGGAGCGGCUGGAUUCGGAGGCAUCGGAGGUUCUUAUGGAGGUGGCUAUGGCGGCUCCUACGGCGGCUCCUAUGGUGGCUCCUAUGGCGGCGGCGGCUUUGGGGGAGGUGGAUACGGAGGCUAUGGUUAUGGGAUCCUAGGAUCUCAGAACGAUCCCAGGCAAGGAAAGGGUUUCAUGAUCGCAAUGGCGAUCAUCUCCUUCAUCGUUCUGCUCGUCAUCUUCAUCAUGAUCAUCUCACACCAGAAAGUGUCCCAGGGCAGGAAGUUUUAUCUGGCCGUCAUCAUCACCAGUGCCAUCAUGGCCUUUCUCAUGUUUGUUGCCACCAUAGUCUACCUGGUGACGAUUUACCCAAUGGCCCAGACGUCCGGAUCUGUUCAAUUCAAUCAAGUGUAUGCCAUGUGUGCCGCUUACCAGCAGCCGCAGAUGUCGGGUGCGUUUGUCAAUCAAUAUCUGUAUCACUACUGCGUCGUGGAUCCUCAGGAGGCAAUCGCUCUUGUUUUGGGCUUUAUUGUCACCGCGGCCCUCAUUAUCAUCAUGGUUUUCGCCAUUAAAACCCGUCAAAGGAUCAAUUAUCAUGGGAAGGACAACAUCCUGUGGCGCCGUGUGAAAGAAAUCGAGGACCCAAACUCCCCGCAGGAUGUGGAGGAUUGGGUGAAUGAUGUGAAUGGCGUCCCUGAUCCACUGCUGACUGACUAUCCCAUGAAGUUCGGAGGGUCUAGAAAUGAUCUAGAUGACAACAGCACAAAUUAUGACAAACCUCCCCACAGUGAGAGUCCUGUGGAGAUUCGGCAUGAACUGCCUGUGCGUAGUUCAGCCCCACUGAGCAGCGGUUCAGAGUUCAGCAGCUCUGCGGGACGGCCCAAGAAACGCCGCGCUGCACGCCCGCGUACCGCCGACGGCCGGGAUCGUGACGCAGACUACGCCUCUUCUGGAGACGAGCUGGAUGAUGAGGACUUCUUCAGUGAAUUUCCUCCCAUUGCUAAUAAUGAAGAGAGAGAAGAUUACAAACACCUGUUUGAUAAAGACCAUCAGGAGUACAAGGAGCUGCAGGCAGAACUGGACCAGAUCAACAAGCGUCUGGCUGACGUGGACCGAGAGCUCGAUGACCUGCAGGAGGGCAGCCCUCAGUUCCUGGACGCCAUGGACGAGUACAACGCGCUCAAAGACAUGAAGAGGGGCGGAGAUUACCAGGUGAAGAAGAAGCGGUGCAAGCACCUGAAGGCCAAACUAAACCACAUCAAGAAGAUGGUCAGCGAUUAUGACCGCAGAUGCUGAAGGGAAGAGCUACUGGACAGCAGUGAGAGAGCAUAGAUGUGUCUGUCCAAACGUGUGGGUCAUUGCCAUUUGUGAGCUGUGCUGUGUUGCUUUCUGGACAUUUGAUUGAUAAUGCAUGUAAAUAUUAACAGCAUUCUGAUGCAUAUUGCUUAAUGCAAUAUUUUCCAGAAUCCUUCAUGAACCAGGGAAGUCUUAAAAUCUGUUUGUUGUAGUUUGUUUGUUCCAAAUGUCUGAUUAGCUGUUACAGAUUUAACAUGAACUUGUUGUUGUUUCAGUACCUCAGUGUUUGUUUUAGUGUUUUUAAUAGUUACUCAGAGGUUUCUUGGUGGGUAAAAUAAAUGUGCCAAAUAAUUUGACCAGGUGGGUGGUGUGAACUCUUGAUAACCAUUUUUGUUUGUACUUUAAUCAAGCCGUGAUCAGUUACAGAUAAAAAUUUAACGAUUAGUCUUUUAAGCUGUAUUUAUGCCAUUUUAAGAACUUUUACAUGCUGUUAUGUAAAUAUGUAAUUUAAAUGUUUAACCUUUAGAUUUUUCCUUUUGUUUUUGAACUUUAAAUAAAAUCAUUUUUAUCGACAAUAAAUGUGACCGUAUACAUUUACCAGUA
Molecule: messenger RNA, 4082 nt
Organism: Megalobrama amblycephala (Wuchang bream)
Lineage: Eukaryota; Metazoa; Chordata; Actinopteri; Cypriniformes; Xenocyprididae
Exons: 18
Coding region: 279-3479 (1066 amino acids)
Biological process (GO): bicellular tight junction assembly
Cellular component (GO): cytoplasmic vesicle; apical plasma membrane; bicellular tight junction
Source: RefSeq, a predicted model, not a curated record